Molecule: messenger RNA, 1871 nt
Organism: Brachypodium distachyon (stiff brome)
Lineage: Eukaryota; Viridiplantae; Streptophyta; Magnoliopsida; Poales; Poaceae
Product: protein MARD1
Exons: 3
Coding region: 546-1475 (309 amino acids)
Source: RefSeq, a predicted model, not a curated record
CUCUUCUCCUCCCAUUCCCCUUCCCCCGUGGGAGGAGCGGAAGCAACAAGAGAGAAGAGGAAGAGAACAUCACAAUCACAGGAACAUUUCUUCCCAUUUCCCCUGGAGUAAUGGAUCAGAAAACUCCACGCUUCCCACUUGUAUAAAUACACAAACCCACUACUCACGAACCGCAAAUCAAGCCUAAAGGCGACCUCUUUCUGGCGGUUUUCUGCUGCCAAGUUUUUCGAUCCGGGGCCGGGGGGCGUGUUCAUGCGAGCGGUUUCCGGUGAAAUUUCGACUCCUUUUUGGUCGAGUUUUUUGUGUGAUUUUCUUAUUGUUUUUUUCCUCGUUGUCCGCCUUCCCAUUCCUUGCUCAGAACCUGUCACCGUUUGGUUUGCUGAGUGGUUUUCUUGCUUAAUUUACUGGGAGGAGACCGAGUAAUUAAAGAACAAAAUUGUGGUUCCUGAUCAAAUCUAAACUGAGGUAAAUGUGUUGGAAGCAGCAGCCAUUAUAGUUCCAGUUUUGAUCCAUCCAAGGACGUUGCUUUCUGGGAUUCCGAGGCGAUGCUGCGCAACAGAUCGAGAAGAGCAGUUGGUGCCAAGCAAGGAGGAGGAGGAGGAGGAGGAGGAGGAGGAGGCGGAGGUCUCGUGCCUCAGCCUGAGCCCCUCGCCACAGCCCAAUCUUCGAGGCAGAGGAAUCCUUCUUCUUCCUCUGCUGCGACGCCUCCUGCGUUUCCUUCCCCGAGGCCGUUCAUGGCGUCCCCCCAGGCCGGGUUCUUGGACUGUACCGAGGGGCCAUCCUCCUCCAUGAGCCCCACCUCCAUUCUCGAGACCAAGCAGUUCUGCUGCUCCGCGCUGCCCCCGUUCUUGUCGGAGAGAAGCCUCAAGAAGGCUCACAUGGAGAUAGCUGCUCCGGAGACGGCCAGCGCAGGCCUCGCCGACGUGCUCCGGGAGCACAGGGACACCAAGGCCGGGGGCGGCAAGGUGGUGUUCGGGUCGCAGCUCAGAAUCCAGGUCCCUUCGGGCAGGGCGGUGGAGCUUGUGUCCUCCCCGAUAGAGUUCGGCGUCAAGAACCGUGACGCGCAGCUGGCCGUCCUGUCGCCGGCCAGGAGGUUCUUGCCCGAGGUGGUGAACUCUCCUACCGCGCGGGUGUUCGCCGGCGGCGUCGCCCCCGGGGAAAUGGCCAUGUCGGAGGACUACACUUGCGUCAUCUCUCGCGGCCCCAACCCGAGGACCAUGCACAUCUUCGAUGACUGCAUAGUCGAGAGCAGUGGGGAUGUGCUCGUGGAGAAGAUGGACAAGGGAGCGGGCAUCGCCGCCGCCGAUGGUGCCGCGGCGCCAGGGAACCGGUUUUUGAGCUUCUGCCAUGCAUGCCACAAACAACUUGGACAUGCCAAUGAUAUCUUCAUCUAUCGAGGUGAUAAAGCAUUCUGCAGCAACGAGUGCCGGUACCGGGAAAUGCUUUUUGAUGAAGCAGUGGACAACUUGCGCUAGCUAAAUAAGGAAUGGCAUUUGUAGGAGAAUUUCUGUGGAGGAGAAGGCAUGAUCCUAAAUAACCGAGAUGAGAUUUCUUUUUUUAUUUUAUUGUCCUCAACUUUGCGAGAUUGGAUGAUGUUUUUGGUCAUGGCGAACAGGAAUGAUUUAGUCUUUUGCGGAUUAAAGACCUUUGCCCACUUUUGCAAGAGGUUGCACUGUUGAAGAUUCAUGUCCUGGGGCACUUGUUUAUGUGACUUUCCAGUUAAUUGAAAUUUGAUGCUCUUGUUCUAUCCUGUCCUGUCAUGCAAGUCAAUUUUGGCAAGAUAUCAUGUGAUGUGAAGCCAUUUAUCACAGCAUAUACUCAGAAUGUACUCUGAAAUCAUUUUGCUAGAUAAACUGAGGAAAGUAAACUAA